UUGCUUCUGAUUCGUUCACUGCUCUAAAUUGUUUCUGAGCAGGUUGGGAAACGACUGGGAUCCUCGCUCUGCUGUAGGACGCUGUGUGGAACAAUUGUAGGAGAAAUGUGGAAGAAGUUAGAAUCUUGGGUGCGUAAAAUCGGAUGAAGUCUGUCACUGGGAGGUUUUUGCGCACGGAUGGUGUUGCGCUCUAGGAGAACUGCGCGCCUGAAUCUGGACCGCUUGUUUUUAGCUGCUUGAUUUCUGCUUCAUAGAUGAAAACCCAACCGGAGAAACCUUUUCCCGGUGGGAUUAGGACCUCCUUUGUCUGCGACCAAAAGAGACCAUGUCGGACAACUUCACUGAUCCGAUCAACGAGUCGCUACCUGCGCCUCAGAUCGCUCACUACAACUUCCCAGCGCUCAUUUUCGGGAUUUUGCUGAUCAUCACUGUUACUGCUGGAAAUGUGUUGGUGUGCCUCAGUGUUUAUUUGGAGAAGGCUUUAAAAACUACAACGAAUUACUUUAUAGUGAGUCUGGCUUUUGCGGAUUUACUGCUGGCGGUGCUGGUUCUGCCGCUCUUUGUUUACGCAGAGUUCCAGGGCGGAGUUUGGACCUUAAACAUGACAAUAUGCGAUGGUCUGAUGACCAUGGAUGUGAUGUUGUGCACUGCAUCGAUCUUCAACCUCUGUGCCAUCAGCGUGGACCGGUUCAUUGCAGUGUCCAUACCGCUAAAUUACAACCGCAAACAUGUGGACUACCGCCAGCUCAUCCUGCUCUCUGCCACCUGGCUCCUGGCCUUAGCAGUCGCCUCUCCGGUCAUCUUCGGUAUCAACAACGUGCCAAACCGUGACCCCAGAGAGUGUAAACUGGAGGAUAACAACUAUGUGAUCUACUCCUCCGUCUGCUCUUUCUUUAUCCCCUGCCCCAUCAUGGUCUUGUUAUAUUUUGGGGUUUUCCAAUCCCUGAAGCGGUGGGAGGAGGCCCGUAAGGCCAAACUACGCUGCAGCAUUGAGGCUUGCAGGAAGCUGCAGCAGACCACCAUGGCCCUUCCCACAAUGACAGGGACCAUUCCUGGGGCCCUGCCCAUGCCCUUGCCCAGGAUCAUCGAGAGGGACCUAGUUCAGUCUCGGAUGGACGACUCGGGUGACUACAUCCAGCAGGAGAUUCCUUACCCUCGACAGUACAGGGAAAACUCUUUGCCAACAGUGAGGUUCCAGCAGCAAAAUGUCAAGAAGAGGGCAAAGAUCAACAGCAGGGAGAGGAAAGCUAUGAAGGUCCUACCUGUUGUAGUGGGCUGCUUCUUGUUGUGUUGGACGCCAUUCUUCGUGGUGCACACGUUGAAAGCUCUUUGCCUGAAAUGCAACAUUCCCAACGCGCUGACGAGCACCUUCACCUGGCUGGGUUAUGUCAACAGCGCCCUCAAUCCAAUCAUCUACACCAUUUUCAACACAGAGUUCAAGAAGUUCUUCAAGAAAUGUUUCCGCAGCUGCUGCUGACACCAAUUUACCUCCACAGACUCAUUAAACUGAACGAACAUAGAAGGUCGGGUUUGAUUUACAGCAUAUACCUCCUGACUGGGAAGUGUGACGUUACCACUUUCCAGCAGGACCUGAAACAAAAGGAAGAGCAUUUUGUUAGGAAAGUUCAGGUUUCAUCUCCGAACCAUUUUGGUUUUAUGUAAAAUAAAAGCUGACUUUGUUAGGUCUGAAAUAAAGAUUGGAUUUUACCUGUUUCGAA
Cyprinodon tularosa is the source of this 1718-nucleotide messenger RNA. It is a transcript of the gene drd4b, whose product is annotated as dopamine receptor D4b. The transcript is spliced from 4 exons. Bases 326 to 1477 code for a protein of 383 amino acids. Gene Ontology annotation, biological process: adenylate cyclase-activating adrenergic receptor signaling pathway; adenylate cyclase-inhibiting dopamine receptor signaling pathway. Lineage: Eukaryota; Metazoa; Chordata; Actinopteri; Cyprinodontiformes; Cyprinodontidae. Gene Ontology annotation, molecular function: G protein-coupled receptor activity; dopamine neurotransmitter receptor activity, coupled via Gi/Go. The record is from RefSeq and is a predicted model, not a curated record. Gene Ontology annotation, cellular component: plasma membrane.